CUUGAACUCACUGUGAGUCAGACAGCUCUGCCCUUCGGAGUCAGACAAGCCAAACACGAUGUUCACGUCAACACCUGAGACACAAAUGGAAACUACAACCUAUGAUUAUGAUUACGGUUCCUUACCGUCCCCAGAACCCAUGAGCACUAUCGACUCUCUGGGGUCUCAGCUCUCUAUCCUCUACUACUUCAUGUUCCUUUUCAGUCUCUUUGGAAAUGGGCUGGUCCUGGUCAUCAUCUAUCAGUUUGAGAAGCUGACCACAGUGACCAACAUCUUGCUUCUGAACAUGGUGGUGUCCUCCCUGAUCUUCAUGAGCAGCCUUCCCUUCGAGGCCCUCUACAACCAGCUCUCCGAAUGGAUCUUCGGGGAUGUCAUGUGCAGGAUUGUUGGUAGCGUCUACUAUCUGGGCUUCUACAGUUCGGUCUUCUUUCUUACUCUUUUGACCUUUGACCGACACCUUGCAGUUGUGUAUUCCCUGAACGCGGCACGAGUGAGGAAUCAAAGAUAUGCCGUCAUCUCAUGUGCUGCAAUUUGGGUGAUCAGCAGUUUGGCGUGCAUCAGGCCGAUGAUUCUCUACAAAACUUUCAAAUAUAUGAACACAACUCUCUGUCAGCAGUUCCCUUUGGAUGUAGAUUCUCUUAAUAUGGAGAUGUUGAGAACAUCUGGAUUUUACAUCCAGCUUUUGCUUUUCUUGAUCUUUCCUCUGUCUGUUAUUAUCUAUUGCUACGUUAGGAUUGCUAUCUCCGUCAUUUCGACCAAGAUAAUUACCAAGUUCAAAACUGUCAGGUUGAUAUUUUUCAUUGUCCUGUUUUUCUUUUCUUGCUGGACUCCAUACAACAUUGUAUGGUUGAUGUAUGAUCAAGCCGACGAUGAGACCGCGGAUAUCAUACAUAGUUAUCUUGAAAUCACACGUACCAUUGCCUACUUUUACUUUUGCAUCAGUCCUAUCUUUUACACAUUUGUUGGGAAAAAGUUUCAGAACCAUUUCAAACAGCUGCUGGUGAAACGUUUUCCUGGGUUAAAGAGGCAUGUUUCUGUCAGUCUACACAGCAGAAGCAAUGUGUCUACAAAAAGUACGCGAAACGAGGUUUAGGAAUGGCAAAACCUUUUGUUUCUAAGGACCAGCAAAUUAUUUUUAAAACAUUUACUGUUAUUGAUCUAUAUUUGUAUUUUGGUUAUCAAUUGUACUAUAUUCACUGUUCUCAAACCGUUGAAAUGGAUUUGUACAGUUGUGGUCAAUGGCCCGUUUAAGAAGCUCUGGUUUUCCUAUGUAUGUAAUGAUGGCAAAAAUACAAAAAAGGUCAAUGUAGCUUAGUUGAGCUACAGAAAAAAAAAGAAAAGAAAACAUCACACCCAUCCUCCCACAACAACAAUGUCUCACCACCCCUCCUUACUUCUGCUUUACUGGCCCUACAAAUUUAUCAAAAGUUGAAAUGGAUUUAUAGUUCUGUAAUACCUUAGAUGAUUUUAUCAUCUAAAAUGUAAAUAAAUACACAUUGUGGCUAUGGCUAUGCAGAAAUACCCCGUGGACAACUGUUAUUGGUCAACUUGGUCAAUUUCUGUUUUCUCCUACAAGUCUCCAUUUCCCGUACAGAUUAUUGAUAGUGAAGAGAACAUUGAAUACAUUCAACAAUGACCAUAUAAUGUAAUGGUAUGUUUCCAUGUAGUCUUUAGUGUUCAAGUCAAAAGCUGCCUGGUAGUAUAUUUGUAAUGAUUAUGUCCAUAUUUCAAUCUUAUGUUUAUUUUUAUCUUCAAUUAACUCGACAUGCCGUGUUUGGAGGAAGAGAAAUGCUGACUAUAACCCCAAGAACACCAUCCCCACCGUCAAGCAUGGAGGUGGAUACAUUAUGCUUUGGAGGUGUUUCUCUGCUAAGGGCACAGGACAACUUUCCUGCAUCAAGGAGAGGAUGUACGGGGCCAUGUACCAUAACAUCUUGGUUGAUAACCUCCUUCCCUCAGCCAGGACACUGAAAAUGGGUCAUGGAUGGGUCUUCCAUCAGGACAAUGACCCUUAACAUACGGCCAAGGCAACACAGGAGUGGCUAAAGAAAAAGCAAAUUUAGGUGAUGGAGUAGCCUAGCCAGUCUUCAGACCUUAAUCCCAUAGAAAAUCUGUGGAGGGAGCUGAAGCUUCGAGACGCCAAGCAUCAGCCUCAAAACCUUCAGGAUUUGGAGAGGAUCUUCA
Trematomus bernacchii (emerald rockcod) is the source of this 2184-nucleotide messenger RNA. Its product is annotated as C-C chemokine receptor type 1-like. The record is from RefSeq and is a predicted model, not a curated record. Gene Ontology annotation, cellular component: membrane. Gene Ontology annotation, molecular function: chemokine receptor activity. Lineage: Eukaryota; Metazoa; Chordata; Actinopteri; Perciformes; Nototheniidae. Gene Ontology annotation, biological process: chemotaxis; immune response; G protein-coupled receptor signaling pathway. The coding region runs from base 59 to 1093 and encodes 344 amino acids. The transcript has 3 exons.